Messenger RNA from Lagenorhynchus albirostris (white-beaked dolphin), 4319 nucleotides. RefSeq names its product TAO kinase 2 (gene TAOK2). NCBI's taxonomy places the organism in Eukaryota, Metazoa, Chordata, Mammalia, Artiodactyla, Delphinidae. Gene Ontology annotation, molecular function: ATP binding; protein kinase activity. Gene Ontology annotation, biological process: protein phosphorylation. The record is from RefSeq and is a predicted model, not a curated record. The coding region runs from base 229 to 3933 and encodes 1234 amino acids. The transcript is spliced from 16 exons.
CGCGAGGUCAGAUCAGGUUGUCACCCCCUCCCCUCCAGGGGAGGCUUCCCGGGCCCGCCCCUUAGGAAGGGCGAAAGCCGAGGAAGAGGUGGCAAGGGGAAAGAUCUCCUUGCCCCUCUCCCUGCUUGGCAGAGCCGCUGGAGGACCCCAGGAGGAGGCGGAGGCGCUGGGGCACCAUAGUGACCCCUACCAGGUUAAGCCCCACUCUCAGGGCCCCCAGGGGCCACCAUGCCAGCUGGGGGCCGGGCCGGGAGCCUGAAGGACCCUGAUGUGGCUGAGCUCUUCUUCAAGGAUGACCCGGAAAAGCUCUUCUCUGACCUCCGGGAAAUUGGCCAUGGCAGCUUUGGAGCUGUGUACUUUGCCCGGGAUGUCCGGAAUAGUGAGGUGGUGGCCAUCAAGAAGAUGUCCUACAGUGGGAAGCAGUCAAAUGAGAAAUGGCAGGACAUCAUCAAGGAGGUGCGGUUCCUACAGAAGCUCCGGCAUCCCAAUACCAUUCAGUACCGGGGCUGUUACCUGAGGGAGCACACGGCUUGGCUGGUGAUGGAGUAUUGCCUGGGCUCAGCUUCUGACCUUCUAGAAGUGCACAAGAAGCCCCUUCAGGAGGUGGAGAUUGCAGCUGUGACCCACGGGGCCCUUCAGGGCCUGGCUUAUCUGCACUCCCACAACAUGAUCCAUAGGGAUGUGAAGGCUGGAAACAUCCUGCUGUCAGAGCCAGGCUUGGUGAAACUGGGGGACUUCGGCUCCGCAUCCAUCAUGGCACCUGCCAACUCCUUCGUGGGCACCCCAUACUGGAUGGCUCCAGAAGUGAUCCUGGCAAUGGAUGAGGGGCAGUAUGAUGGCAAGGUGGAUGUCUGGUCCUUGGGCAUAACCUGCAUCGAGCUGGCGGAACGGAAACCACCGCUGUUUAACAUGAAUGCGAUGAGUGCCUUAUACCACAUUGCACAGAACGAGUCCCCCGUGCUCCAGUCAGGACACUGGUCUGAGUACUUCCGGAAUUUUGUCGACUCCUGCCUUCAGAAAAUCCCUCAAGACAGACCAACCUCAGAGGUUCUUCUGAAGCACCGCUUUGUGCUCCGGGAGCGGCCACCCACAGUCAUCAUGGACUUAAUCCAGAGGACCAAGGAUGCUGUUCGGGAGCUGGACAAUCUGCAGUACCGCAAAAUGAAGAAGAUACUGUUCCAAGAGGCGCCCAAUGGCCCUGGCGCUGAGGCCCCAGAGGAGGAGGAGGAGGCAGAGCCCUACAUGCACCGGGCCGGGACGCUGACCAGUCUAGAGAGUAGCCAUUCAGUGCCCAGCAUGUCCAUCAGCGCCUCCAGCCAGAGCAGUUCAGUCAACAGCCUAGCAGAUGCCUCUGACAAUGAGGAGGAGGAAGAGGAGGAGGAGGAGGAGGAGGAGGAGGAAGAAGGCCCUGAAGCCCGGGAGAUGGCCAUGAUGCAGGAGGGCGAGCACACAGUCACCUCCCACAGCUCCAUCAUCCACCGGCUGCCGGGCUCUGACAACCUCUAUGAUGACCCCUACCAGCCAGAGAUGACCCCAGGCCCUCUCCAGCCACCUGCAGCCCCGGCUCCCACAUCCACCACCUCUUCUGCCCGCCGACGGGCCUACUGCCGCAACCGGGACCAUUUUGCCACCAUCCGUACUGCCUCCCUGGUCAGCCGUCAGAUCCAGGAGCAUGAGCAGGACUCAGCCCUGCGGGAGCAGCUGAGUGGCUAUAAGCGGAUGCGACGACAGCACCAGAAACAGCUGCUGGCGUUGGAGUCGAGGUUGAGGGGCGAGCGUGAGGAGCACAGUGCACGGCUGCAGCGGGAGCUCGAGGCGCAGCGGGCUGGUUUUGGGGCUGAGGCUGAAAAGCUGUCAAGGCGGCACCAGGCUAUCGGUGAGAAGGAGGCGCGAGCUGCCCAGGCUGAGGAGCGUAAGUUCCAGCAGCACAUCCUCGGGCAGCAGAAGAAGGAGCUGGCUGCCCUGCUGGAGGCGCAGAAGCGAACCUACAAACUUCGGAAGGAGCAGCUGAAGGAGGAGCUCCAGGAGAACCCCAGCACACCCAAGCGGGAGAAGGCUGAGUGGCUUUUGCGGCAGAAGGAGCAGCUACAGCAGUGCCAGGCGGAGGAGGAGGCUGGACUGCUGCGGCGGCAGCGCCAGUACUUUGAGCUGCAGUGUCGCCAGUACAAGCGCAAGAUGCUGCUGGCUCGUCACAGCCUGGACCAGGACCUGCUUCGAGAGGACUUGAACAAGAAACAGACACAGAAGGACUUGGAGUGUGCAUUGCUGCUACGGCAGCAUGAGGCCACACGGGAGCUGGAGCUACGGCAGCUCCAGGCCGUACAGCGCACGCGGGCUGAGCUCACCCGCCUGCAGCACCAGACGGAGCUGGGCAACCAGCUGGAGUACAAUAAGCGGCGUGAGCAAGAGUUGCGGCAGAAGCAUGCAGCCCAGGUUCGCCAGCAGCCCAAGAGCCUCAAAGUACGUGCAGGCCAGCGUCCCCUGGGCCUCCCGCUCCCCAUUCCUGGGGCUCUGGGACCACCUAACACAGGCACCCCUAGAGAAGAGCAGUCCUGCUCAUCUGGCCAGGAGGCAGACCAAAGAAUUCUGGGAGAGGAGGAGGAAGCAGUUCCAGAGAGAAGGAUUCUGGGGAAGGAAGGGGUUGCCUUGGAGCCAGAGGAGCAGAGGAUAUUGGGGGAAGAGUCAGGAACCCCUAGUCCCAGUCCACAGAAACAUAGGAGUUUGGUUGAUGAGGAAGUUUGGGGGCUACCUGAGCAGGAGAUAGAGGAGCUUAGAGUUCCAUCGCCGGCACCCCAGGAGAGGAGCAUUGUGGGCCAGGAGGCAUCCGGGGAAUGGAGGUUGUGGGGGAAGGAGGAUGGUAGCCUCUUGGAUGAGGAGUUUGAGCUUGGCUGGGUCCAGGGUCCAACACUGACCCCAGUCCCUGAGGAGGAGGAGGAAGAGGAGGAGGGUGCUCCAUUUAGGACCCCGAGGGAUUCUGGAGAUGGCUGUCCCUCACCAGACAUCCCCCCUGAACCCCCUCCAACACAUCUGAGGCCCAGCCCUACUAGCCAGCUCCCUGGACUCCUGUCCCAUGGCCUCUUGGCUGGACUCUCCUUUGCAGUGGGGUCCUCCUCUGGCCUCUUGCCCCUACUACUUCUGCUGCUGCUCCCACUGCUGGCGGCCCAGGGUGGGGGUGGCCUGCAGGCAGCCCUGCUGGCCCUUGAGGUGGGGCUGGUGGGCCUGGGGGCCUCCUACCUACUGCUUUGUACAGCUCUGCACCUGCCCCCCAGUCUAUUCCUACUCCUGGCUCAGGGCACCGCACUGGGGGCCGUCCUCAGUCUGAGCUGGCGCCGAGGUCUUAUGGGUGUCCCUCUGGGCCUUGGGGCUGCCUGGCUCCUAGCCUGGCCAGGCUUGGCUCUACCUCUGGCAGCUAUGGCGGCUGGGGGCAAAUGGGUGCGGCAGCAGGGCCCUCGGAUGCGCCGGGGCAUCUCUCGACUCUGGUUGCGCGCUCUGCUGCGUCUGUCGCCCAUGGCCUUCAGGGCCCUACAGGGCUGUGGGGCUGUGGGGGAUCGGGGCCUAUUUGCACUCUACCCCAAGACCAACAAGGAUGGCUUCCGCAGCCGUCUGCCUGUCCCUGGGCCCCGGCGGGGUAAUCCUCGCACUGCCCGACACCCACUAGCCCUGUUGGCAAGGUUUUGGGCCCUGUGCAAGGGCUGGAACUGGCGCCUGGCACGGGCCAGCCAAGGUUUAGCCACCCGCUUGCCCCCCUGGGCCAUCCACACACUGGCCAGUUGGGGCCUGCUUCGGGGUGAGCGGCCCAGCCGUAUCCCCCGGCUGCUACCACGCAGCCAGCGCCGGCUAGGCCCCCCUGCCUCCCACCAACCACCACCAGAGACUCUAGCUGGGCGGAGAUCCCGAACCCGCCAGUCCCGGGCCCUGCCUCCCUGGAGGUAACCAACUCUAGCUUCUCCCCAGCCCAAAUCUAGAGCAUUGAGCACUUUAUCUCCCACUACUCAGUGAAGUUUCUCCAGUCCCAGUCCUCUCCUCCCUUUCACCACUCCUUCCUCGGUAUGCUUCCCCACCUCACCCCUAGCCCUUUGGGCCUCUAGACAGGCAGCCUCCUCCACCGUGGAGUCCGGAGAUUAUAUUUUGUGUUCUCCUGAUGCUCCCCCCCACACCCUAAGUUAUUGCUGUUCUCCCACUGUGUGUGCUCAUCCUCACCCUCAUCGACUCAGGCCUGGGGCCAGGGGUGGCAGUGGGUGGGAAGAGUCAUGUUUUUUUUUUCUCUCUUUGAUUUUGUUUUUCUGUCUCCCUUCCAACCUGUCCCCUUUCCCCCACCA